GGAGCAGAGAAAGCGACAUGAGUCGGGUCAAGUCGGGUCGAGUGAGUCUAAAAAGGGAGAGCAAAGGCUCCUUUACUUUAUCCACCAAACCAACCAGAGUUACAAUCAUAGAAAAGAUUGUUGUAGUAUAGUUUCUACUGACUGAGCUAAAAAGCUCUGAUUUAGGGUUUCUUACCCAUUUUUUUAUUGUUUUUACCUUCUUUACCAAAAUCGAUCCAAUUUCAUCGAAUGGUUUGAUUCUUGCAAUUCUUUUUCGAUCUCCAUACUCUUUUAACUCGCUUCAUUUCAGGUUAAAAUCUUUCAUGGGUUCAACAUCCUCAGGUAUUCGGGAUUGUGGCAUUGCUAUGAGCAAUAUUGAAGUGUAUAGUUUGGUGCUGUAGGGCUUUCUUUCGUAAAACUCAAUGGUGCCAGAAGGCUAGUGGAACUAUGGGCUUUGUUUGGAUGGUUACUCGAAUCAAAGGUUCACUGUGCCAACAGUUCUUAUUAUUCACUAUUUGGCUAUCCAUUUUCCAAGAUGUUGUGGCAAUGCAGACUUUGCUCGAACCUAAUCACCUUUCCACCACAGCUGAGCUUGCUACUCCACCUAUUACUGGGCUUUUUGAUCCCAUAGAAAUAUCUCCUGCUGUCUUCCCACGUUACCCCUAUCCUAAUGAGUCCGUGUCACCCAUGUACCCAACUUUUCCCACCACAUAUGAGCCAAAUUUAACUGGGAAAUGUCCUGUAAAUUUCUCUGCUAUGUCAAAUCUCAUGGAUAAAACAGCAUCUGACUGUUCUGUACCUUUAGCAGCUCUUGUAGGAAAUGUAAUAUGCUGUCCACAGCUUGGCAGUUUACUGCACAUCUUCCAGGGUUAUUACAACAUCAACUCUGACGGGUUGGUUUUGGAAAAUUCAGUUGCUAGUGAUUGUUUUUCAGAUAUCAUUAGCAUCUUAGAAAGCAGAGGGGCCAAUAACACAAUACCUACACUCUGUUCUGUUAAAUCAUCAAAUCUUACUGGCGGGUCUUGUUCAGUAAAGGAUGUUAGUAGCUUUGAGAGAAUAGUUAAUACAAGCAAGUUACUGGAGGCCUGUAGUGCUGUUGAUCCUCUUAAAGAAUGUUGUAGACCAAUUUGCCAACCUGCUAUUAUGCAAGCUGUUCUUCAGAUUUCUGGAACACAAUUGACCAUCAAUGAUGAUAAAGAAUUAUUGAGCAAGCCUAAUCAUAUUGAUACUAUUAGUGAUUGUAAAGGUGUGGUAUAUUCAUAUCUCUCGAAGAAGCUCUCACCAGAUUCUGCAAAUGCUGCAUUCCGAAUAUUGUCUAACUGCAAAGUUAAUAAGGUUUGCCCUUUAAAUUUCACGCAGCCUUCAGAGGUAAUUAAAGCAUGUCGCAAUGUAGCUGCUCCCAAUCCUUCCUGCUGUAGCUCGUUGAAUACUUAUAUAGCUGGAUUACAAAAGCAAAUGCUAAUUACAAACAAGCAAGCCAUAAUCUGUGCAACAGUUUUUGGGUCCAUGCUACGUAAGGCAGGGGUCAUGACAAAUAUAUAUGAGCUUUGUGACAUCGACUUGAAAGAUUUUAGCAUCCAAGCAGUGUAUGGACAACAAGGGUGUCUACUCCGAAGCUGGCCUGCAGAUGUUGUAUUUGACAAUUCAACAGGGUUCAGCUUUACAUGUGAUUUGACUGACAACAUUGCAGCCCCAUGGCCGUCGUCAUCAUCCAUGUCAUCUUUGUCAUUUUGCGCUCCAGAGAUGUCUUUGCCUGCAUUGCCGACAUCGGAAACGUUAAAAAAUCCUGGCAAUCGAGGUGGUGGGGUGGAGUUUGUGGUACACAUUUUUUCAUUUUUUCUUUUCGGCACAUUAUUGUACUGAAAAAUUUAGUUGAGGGAUGACUCGGACUGUUUGGAAUAGGAGCAUCUGGAAAGGACCUUGUCUGGGGAUUUUAGUUUUACAUGUAUAUUUUGGGUAGCUUUCAUGUAUAGCAGUUUUUUUUUUUUUUUCUUUUUGUUUUCUCUUCCAUCUUUCUUUCAAUCUAUUUUUGUCUUAGCCUCUCUUGCUCGCUCUAAUUUUGUUUGGAAACUCUCGAAAGACUUAUCUAUUACUGAGAAAUUGUGUGGGUACUGUCUUUUGUUUAA
Messenger RNA from Jatropha curcas, 2105 nucleotides. RefSeq names its product GPI-anchored protein. The record is from RefSeq and is a predicted model, not a curated record. Gene Ontology annotation, cellular component: plasma membrane. NCBI's taxonomy places the organism in Eukaryota, Viridiplantae, Streptophyta, Magnoliopsida, Malpighiales, Euphorbiaceae.